AGAUAGAAGCAGUCCUAUUUUUCACUUAAGUCUCCCUCAUUCAUAUGUCUGUGAUUGAGCAAGAGGUGACCCUGGCGUGGCAGGCAAUCGGGUACGCCUAGGGUCACAGUGUGACCUCAAUCCCAACUAUCGUCCUGAGACUCUUGGUGAUAGACCAGUCAAAGAGUGCAAUGGCAAAUCAUGCAAAGGGGACCCACAACCCCACUGGGCUCAAGCAAAUUAAUCUUGACCAGAUCUGGGAUGAUCUCAGGAAGGGCAUGGAUGAGAUCUACGCUGGAGACCACAUGGGGAAACCAAGAUACAUAAUACUUUAUACUCAUGUGUACAAUUAUUGUACAAGUCAACACCAGCAGGUACCUCGGCCUACAACCAAGUCAAAAAGAGGGAGUGGGGCAACUGGAGGUGGUGCCCAGUUUGUUGGCCUUGAGCUAUAUAAACGGUUAAAAGACUACCUGCAGCACUAUCUUGAUGAGCUCCAAAAGGGAGGGUGUGACAAAAUGGACGAGGAGGUGUUGAAGUUCUACACGAGUGAAUGGGAGAAGUACCAGUUCAGUUCCAAGGUUCUUCAUGGGGCAUGUAACUACCUCAACAGGCAUUGGGUGCGUCGGGAGUGCGAUGAAGGCCGAAAGGGCAUCUAUGAGGUAUACCAACUGGCCUUGAUCACAUGGCGUGAUUAUCUGUUCCGUCCUUUGAACAAGAAGGUGACAAGUGCAGUGCUGCAGCUCAUUGAGCGGGAGCGUUAUGGGGAAACCAUCAACACUCGCCUUGUCUCAGGGGUCAUUAACUGUUAUGUAGAAUUGGGUCUGAAUGAGGAGGAGCCAGGUGCAAAGGGGCCAAUCUUGUCUGUAUACAAGGAGUCCUUUGAAACCCCUUUCCUUGAACAUACAGAGUGCUUCUAUUCCAAAGAGAGCUCUGAAUUUCUCCAUCAGAAUCCAGUCACUGAAUACAUGAGGAAGGCAGAGCAGCGGUUGCACGAAGAGCAGCAUCGGGUGCGGCUCUACCUGCACGAGACAACGUUGGAGAAGCUGAUGCAGACAUGUGAAAAGGUGCUAAUCCAAAAGCACUUGGAGAUCUUUCAUGCCGAAUUCCAGAACCUCCUCAAUGACUACAAGACUGAGGACCUAGGUCGGAUGUUCUCACUGGUUUCGCACAUUGCUGAAGGACUUGGGGAGCUACGGAACCUCCUUGAGUCUCAUAUCUGGACACAAGGGCUAGAGGCCAUUGAGAAGUGUGGUGAGGCCGCUAUCAAUGACCCGAAGCUAUAUGUCACUACCAUCCUUGAGGUCCACAAGAGAUACAACAAAUUAGUGCUGACAGCCUUUGAAAAUGAUUCUGGAUUUGUUGCCUCGCUUGACAAGGCAUGUGGACGAUUCAUCAACAAUAACUCUGUGACACGGGCAGCAGGGAAUUCAUCCAAGAGCCCAGAGCUCCUUGCUCGCUACUGUGACAUCCUUCUCAAAAAGUCCAGCAAGAACCCCGAAGAAGCCGAGCUGGAAGAUACCCUCAACCAAGUGAUGGUGGUGUUCAAGUAUAUAGAAGACAAAGAUGUGUUCCAGAAGUUCUAUAGCAAGAUGCUUGCCAAGCGGCUGGUGCAGCAUCUAUCGGCAUCAGAUGAUGCUGAGGCAUCCAUGAUCACCAAACUGAAGCAAGCCUGUGGCUUUGAGUACACCUCCAAGCUCCAGCGCAUGUUUCAGGACAUUGGAGUGUCAAGGGACCUGAAUGACCAGUUCAGGCAGCACAUUGACAACUCGGGUGAACCGCUGGAGAUCGAUUUCAGCAUCCAGGUGCUAUCUUCUGGGUCAUGGCCAUUCCAGCAGGGUACCACCUUCACCCUCCCUACUGAGUUGGAGAGGAGUGUGACAAGGUUCAACAGCUUCUACAGUGGGCAACACAGUGGCCGCAAACUUUUCUGGCUUUACCAUAUGUCCAAAGGAGAGAUCAUUGCUUACUGCCUCCGACACCGGUACUCGUUCCAGGCAUCCACAAUGCAGAUGGCCGUCCUCCUGCAAUACAAUUGUGCCGACACGUGGACAGUUGGUGCUCUUAGUGAGAGUACCCAGAUCCAGCUCCCAACUCUCAUCCAGGUCUUGCAGAUCCUUCUCAAGUCAAAGCUUCUCAUCCUUGCUGGAGCAUCUGCAGAUCCCCAGGUGCAGCCGGGGACUUCCAAGCAGCCGGCUGCAGUGAUCUCGUCCCCAUCUAGAUUGGACGCCAUGGCACCAAGUCUCGAGAAUGGGGAUGGAGAUGAAUUUGACCUUCAGCCAUCCACUACCCUGUCCCUUUUUCUGGGAUACAAAAAUAAGAAGCUGCGGGUGAACAUCAACGUCCCAAUGAAGACAGAGUUGCGCAUCGAGCAAGAGGUGACGCAUCGCCACGUUGAGGACGACCGCAAAAUACUCAUCCAAGCUGCCAUCGUUCGAAUCCUCAAGACACGCAAGACAAUGAAGCAUCAGCAGCUUGUCAUUGAAGUCCUCAACCAGCUUGCCUCACGGUUCAAGCCCAAGGUCAACAUCAUCAAGGACAAAGCAAUAUUCUUCUUCUUCAUUUUUAAUUUCUCACCAUUCUCUAAGCAUCCAAACUUGUUUGCUUGUACCUCUCCAGCCAUUGCACUAUUAUACAUUUCAAUCCCAUCAUAUUCAAGACAAAAAAGUGACCUUGAUGGUGUGUUGCAGCGUUGCAUCGACAUCCUGAUCGAGAAGGAGUACGUGGCCCGCGUGGAGGGACAGAAGGACACAUAUAACUACGUCGCU
Messenger RNA from Darwinula stevensoni, 2747 nucleotides. The record is from the annotation of a GenBank genome assembly. NCBI's taxonomy places the organism in Eukaryota, Metazoa, Arthropoda, Ostracoda, Podocopida, Darwinulidae.